UGACUCGGAUCCUCUGACUGUCUCUGAGAGAGCUCCAGCCCGACACGUUCCCAUUCUCUCACCCAGCAGCACGCUCCACCAUGAACGGGACGUCCGGCCCGGUCAACGGGAGCUGCGACGGCGUGUCCUCGGACGACCUGCUCAGCUCGGACCGGGGCACCGUCCUGGGCUGCGUGGUGCUGGCCCUGGCCCUGGCCCUGGGGUUGCCGGGCAACGCCUACGUGGUGUGGGCCCUGCUGGUGCGCGGCCGGCCGCAGCGGCCGGGGGGCCCGGGCCAGGUGACCGCCCUGCUGGUGCUCCACCUGGCGGUGGCGGACGGCGUCACCCUCCUGACCGCCCCCUUCUGGAUCCGCUUCCUGGCCCGCCGGGACUGGGAAUUCGGCCUGGCCGCCUGCAAGGGCCUGCACUACGUCUGCUGCCUCAACAUGUACGCCAGCGUCCUGCUGCUAACCGCCAUGGGGCUGGACCGGCUCCUGGCCGUCACCCGCCCCCUGCUGGCCGCCCGUGUCCGGCGCCCGGCCCACGUCAAGAGGCUCCUGGUCGUCCUCUGGCUGCUGGCGGCCAUCUUGGCCGUGCCCGCCCCUUACUACCGGCAGGUGGUGCGGCCCCCCCUGCUGAACGGGAGGCUGUGCGAGCCCCAGCACCUCAGGCCCCGCGACGAGCUCUUCCACUACCUGACCGAGACCGUCUGCGGCUUCCUGGUGCCCUACGGCACCCUGCUGGCCAGUUACGGACUGGUGGCGGCCCAGGCCCGGGCCCUGCGGUGGGGGCCGGGCAGCCAGGGCCGGGCCCGCCGGCUGGGCGGCCUCAUCGUCGCCGUGGUGACCGCCUUCGGCCUGCUCUGGCUGCCGUACCACGCGGUCAACCUGGCCCAGGCCUGGGCCCGGGCCCGGGCCCGGUGCGGCCUGUGGGGCAGGCUGCAGAAGGUGCGGCCCGGCGUCACCGCCCUGGCCUUCGUCAGCUCCGGGGUCAACCCGGCCCUCUACGCCUUCGCCAGCCUGCGGCUGCUGGGCGGCUCCGGCCCCCGCCUGCUGGGCAGGGUCUUCGAGGGCACCACGGGCGAGGGCGGGGUGCGGGGCUCGGUCUGUGGCGCCCGCGUGGCGGUGGGGCGGAGCCCCUCCCCCUCUGCCCACGGCCCCGCCCAGCCGCUCUCCGACCCCCAGCGGCCGAGCCCCUCCCUUCCGCGCCCCACCAACGCCUCACUCACAGUCCCCUCGGCAACGGGAGGGAGGGAGGGGGAACUUGACGUCACCGCGGCCUGAGCCCCAGUGACCCCAGAAGGUCCCGUGACCCCUGGCGGCUCCCCGUGGCCUUUGCGGUGGAUCCCGUGACCCUCAGUGGAUCGCUUGACCAUCGUCAGAUCCUGUGACCCUCGCCAGGUCCCGUGACCCUCGUCAGAUCCCACGACCCUCAGUGGAUCAUGUGACCCUCGUCAGAUCCCAUGACCCUCAGUGGAUCCCGUGACCCUCAGUGGAUCCCGUGACCGUCAUCAGAUCCCGUGACCGUCAUCAGAUCCCGUGACCCUCAGCAGAUCCCGUGACCCUCAGUGAAUCCUGAGAUCGUCAUCAGAUCCCAUAACCCUCGUCAGAUCCCGUGACCCUCGCCCGGUCCCGUGACCCUCAGAGGAUCCCGUGACUCUCAGCGGAUCCCGUGACCCUCAGUGGAUCCCGUGACCGUCAUCAGAUCCCGUGACCCUCAGCAGAUCCCGUGACUUUCAGCAGAUCCCGUGACCCUCAGCAGAUCCCGUGACUCUCAGUGGAUCCCAUGACCCUUGUCAGAUCCCGUGACCCUCGUCAGAUCCCGUGACCUUCAGUGGAUCCCAUGACCCUUGUCAGAUCCCGUGACCCUCGUCAGAUCCCGUGACCUUCAGUGGAUCCCGUGACCCUCGUCAGAUCCCGUGACCCUCAGCGGAUCCCAUGACCCUUGUCAGAUCCCGUGACCCUCAUCAGAUCCCGUGACCCUCAGUGAAUCCCGUGAUCGUCAUCAGAUCCCAUGACCCUCGUCUGAUCCCGUGACCCUCAGUGGAUCCCAUGACCCUUGUCAGAUCCCGUGACCCUCGUCAGAUCCCGUGACCCUCAUCAGAUCCCGUGACCCUCAGUGGAUCCCGUGACUGUCGUCAGAUCCUGUGACCCUCAGCGGAUCCCGUGACCCUUGUCAGAUCCUGUGACCCUUGUCCGACUCCGUGACCCUGGGUGGGUCGUCAGCGAGCCUGCGCUGGCUCCCCCUUCCCCGGACCCUCGGGAUAACCAGGAAUAUCAGGCUCUGACUGAGCGAGGGAUAGCACCCUGCCCCGCCCCCCUCGACGCCUCCACUCCAAACAAAUCCGCGUCCGAACAAAUCCCUCUCCGGCUCUGGUCUGAAAGCGAACUCUCGGAGAGGGGAGGGAACCUGUCGGAGAGAUCGAACCGCCGGCCUGACCAGCUCGCUCGGAAAGACAUUCCAAGAUGGCCGCUGGGCCGAAUGGGCUUCGUUCCCGUGGACUCGGGGCAGGAAAGGACUCGGGAACAGAUGGGGGGGAUAUCGGAGAGGACAGAGACUCGGGAUUGACGGCUUCACGUGAAGUUCGGGGAUUGUCCAAUGUCGUUUUAUGCCGAAGGAGAUCCGGGAGGAUGAGGGGGUUGGCGAUUUACCGGCUCGCGCGGCCGGCGCUCCCCCAAUCUCCUCCCGGCGCCAAAAGUUUAGUCUGAGGCAGAGCUCCAGGAGACGCCCAGCGCUGCAGGGAAUGCGGUAACCCCUCGCUCAACCUCCACAGGAUAACGGCGCCGGGGGGGGGGCGAGGGGAGAGGCCGCACUCCCGCCGACGGAGACGCUGGGGGUGGACGCAGAGAGAGAGAGAGAGAGAGAGAGAAGACGUGGCGCUGGCGGUCAGAGAAAACGUUGACGUACCGGAGAGCCCGGGACCACACCCUCAUUCCGCAAGGAGCUGGGCAAAUUCUGCCGGUGCCCUUCCACUCCCCCCAGGAAGUUUCCCCUGACCACGGGCGUUGGGGCUCUGUCUGCAGACAGCUCCUUCCCCGCACUAACAGAUUCAGGAACAGCUUCUUCCCCGCACUAACAGAUUCAGAAUCAGCUUCUUCCCCGCACUAACAGAUUCAGGAACAGCUCCUUCCCCGCACUAACAGAUUCAGGAACAGCUUCUUCCCUGCCCAUUGUAGCUGUCGAUCUCGCUGUGUCCGUCCUGCCGGAACGUCGCUUUCCUGAUGGUGUCCGAUCCCCCGGACAUCUCUCAGCAUGCGGAGGAGAUACCGAACGUUUCCCUGUCUCGCGCUGGACGCCGGAUCCGCUGUUGUUCCUCUCUCCCAGCGGGGAGAGGGUGCCGUGACCAUCAGGCGGGAUGGAAGGUCGCG
Molecule: messenger RNA, 3347 nt
Organism: Hemiscyllium ocellatum (epaulette shark)
Lineage: Eukaryota; Metazoa; Chordata; Chondrichthyes; Orectolobiformes; Hemiscylliidae
Product: leukotriene B4 receptor 2-like
Exons: 2
Coding region: 81-1262 (393 amino acids)
Biological process (GO): neuropeptide signaling pathway; inflammatory response
Cellular component (GO): membrane
Molecular function (GO): leukotriene B4 receptor activity; G protein-coupled peptide receptor activity
Source: RefSeq, a predicted model, not a curated record